GGAGGAUUCUCUCUCCUCCGCGCAGGCUGAUGAAGCGGAGAGGAGACAUGAGGCUGGGCUCUGACGACAAACAUGUGCUGGCAGCUUCCAGGGAUCUCACCUGUGGAUGUGUGUCUCACCUGUGGAUGUUUAGUCCCGGCAAUGCAGCAUUUAAGCCUGCUCCUGCUCCUCUUGUGUCUGCUGGCCAGCGGCCAAUGUCGGCCCAGAAGACGGCGGCUGCCGAGGUGGAGCUCGGCUGUGGAGGCGCAGAAACAUUCCACCUCCUUGUCAAAGAAGCCUCCAGAUGUGACCAAGUCCCGCAAAGUGAAGACAGAACAUCUGAUCAAAGUAGAUGACCACGACUUCACCAUGAGGCCAGCAUUUGGAGGUCCUGCCAUUCCAGUGGGUGUUGAUGUUCAGGUGGAGAGCUUGGACAGCAUCUCUGAAGUUGAUAUGGAUUUUACCAUGACUCUGUACCUGAGACAUUAUUGGAAAGAUGAGCGGCUGUCAUUUACGGGCAGUUCCAACAAGAGCAUGACAUUCGAUGGUCGCCUUGUGAAAAAGAUCUGGGUCCCAGACGUCUUCUUUGUCCACUCCAAGAGGUCCUUUAUCCACGACACCACCACGGACAACAUCAUGCUGCGCGUCUUUCCUGAUGGACAUGUCCUGUACAGUCUCAGAGUGACGGUGACAGCAGCUUGUAACAUGGACUUCAGCCGCUUCCCUCUGGACUCUCAGACUUGUUCACUGGAGUUAGAAAGCUACGCAUACACCGAUGAAGACCUGAUGCUAUACUGGAAAAGUGGUGACGAGUCACUGAGUACCGAUGAUCGCAUUUCCUUGUCACAGUUCCUCAUCCAGAAGUUCCACACCACAUCUCGCUUGGCCUUCUACAGCAGCACAGGCUGGUACAAUCGUCUGUACAUCAACUUCACCCUCAGACGCCACAUCUUCUUCUUCCUGCUGCAGACCUACUUCCCCGCCACGCUGAUGGUCAUGUUGUCCUGGGUCUCCUUCUGGAUCGACCGUCGGGCUGUGCCAGCCAGAGUUUCCUUGGGUAUCACCACGGUGCUGACCAUGUCCACCAUCAUCACGGGGGUCAACGCCUCCAUGCCUCGGGUGUCCUACAUCAAGGCCGUGGACAUUUACCUCUGGGUCAGCUUUGUCUUUGUCUUCUUAUCUGUCUUGGAAUACGCUGCUGUCAACUACCUGUCCACCGUCCAGGACCGCCGGGAACGCAAAAGGAGAGAGCGGGCACGAUCCCAGUCGCUGCCGUGCACGUGCGGGAUCUCCCAGACCAGAACCAUGGCCAUGCUGGACGGCACCUACAGCGAGGCGGACACCAACAGCCUGGCAGGAUACACGGAAGAGCCGCUGGAGGAGGAUGAGGAGGAGGUUGCAGAGAAGGUAGAACAUAUGGUGGUCCACCUGUCCGUCAGCAGUGAGUCCACAAGCACCAAGAAGAAGAAGAGUCUGCGUGCUCUGAACAUCAUACAGAACACGCACGCCAUAGAUAAAUAUUCACGUAUGAUUUUUCCUGGUUCCUAUAUUUUCUUCAACCUGAUCUACUGGUCCGUCUACUGCUGAUUAUUUUACGUCACAACGACUUUUCUACUUCACUCUCUGCAAGUUUUAGUGCAAGACUCACAACUCUCACUUCUUACUUUCAUGCAGCAACGUCAACGUCCAGGAAGAGAAGAAGAAGACUUUUGAUUUGACCAUGAAAGACUUCUUAUUAACAUUCUUGUCGUGGUGCUCCUCCAUUUUUAGAACCACAUUGAAGACAAUGGCAGAUAUCAAUUCCUGAAAAUAUAUAUACAGUAUGACUAAUGGUUGUUGAAUAAUUAUAUAUAUGACUGAUAGCUAUGUUUAUUGAAGAUAUUGUGACAAAUAGCUAUUAAUUAGAUGUGACUAAUAACUACUAAUUAUACACGACAAUAACUAUUAAUUAUACAUGACUAUAGGUGUUUGUUAAUUAUAUAUAUGACUAAUACCUUAUUUUUGUUAUUUAUGCGACUGAUAGUUAUUAAAUAUAUAUUUAUGAAUAUUAGCUAUGUAUUAAUAUAUGACAUAAUUAUUUAUUAUUAUAACUGAUACCUAUUGAUUGGAUAUACUGUAUUACUGCUACUUAUUAUACAUUUGACUGAUGACUAUUGAUUAUGUGCAGCUGAGAUAGGCUCCAGCGACCCCGAAAGGGACAAGCGGUAGAAAAUGGUUUGAUGGAUGGAACUACUGAUUAUUUAUUUUAGACAACUGUUAAUGAUCUGUAUGACUGAUGACUAUUAAUCAUAUUUAGAUGACAGCUGUUUAUUUAUUAUAUUCAACUGAUAACUAUAAUGUACUGUCUGACUGACAACUACUUUUUGAUUAUACAAUAAGAAGAUCUAUUAUAUAUGACUGAUAACAAUUAGUUACAUGACUGAUAGCUGAUUCUAUAUAUUAUUGAUAACUUCAUUAUUACUGUAUAUAUGUAUGACUGACAGCUAUUUAACAUGUUUAAAUAUGAUUGAUACCUGUUUAUUUAUAUAUAAUGUAUUACUAACAAUUGUAUGUAACGAUACUUAAAUAUCAUAAAUAUGAAUUUUAAUUAUACAUAUAAGAUUGCCAACUUUUAUAUAUAUAUAUAUAUAUAUAUAUAUAUAUAUAUGUAUAUAGUAGCUGAAAUAGGCCCCAGCGCCCCCCACGACCCCGCAGGGAAUAAGUGGUGGGAAAUGGAUGGAUGAAUAUAUAUAUAUAUAUAUAUAUAUAUGUCUUAAUUAGAUCAUCCAGAGAAUAGUGCUCGAUACCGUGGU
This is a messenger RNA of Nerophis ophidion (straightnose pipefish), 2771 nucleotides long. Its product is annotated as gamma-aminobutyric acid receptor subunit rho-2-like. Bases 73 to 1566 code for a protein of 497 amino acids. NCBI's taxonomy places the organism in Eukaryota, Metazoa, Chordata, Actinopteri, Syngnathiformes, Syngnathidae. The record is from RefSeq and is a predicted model, not a curated record. Gene Ontology annotation, cellular component: synapse; GABA-A receptor complex; membrane. The transcript is spliced from 9 exons. Gene Ontology annotation, molecular function: extracellular ligand-gated monoatomic ion channel activity; neurotransmitter receptor activity; GABA-A receptor activity. Gene Ontology annotation, biological process: regulation of membrane potential; nervous system process; chemical synaptic transmission.